AAAUAGCAUCACUGGGUAUCACCCUACUUCGGAAGGACUCCUCUCAGGCUUCUUUGUACAUGACAGUUGAAUUCGCCAUUAGCGUGUGAAGUGUGUUAUGAAGCGAUAAGUGACGUCGCAGUCAGCUGAUCGUGCGAAGUUGCCUGCGAAUGGCAGUCAGUCCUCUUUUGUCGUAGAACAACUUUCUCGUAGCAAUUUUCAUUAGUGUUUCUUGCACGGCAAGGUUUUGUUUCAGUUUUCUCGUCGAAAUCUUUAUUUAGUUUUUCCCGAAGCACUUUUCCACGAUUGCUUGUGUGACGAAAAAAUCUCGUCAUGGGGCUCGUUUGCUCAACAGCUCAACUUGCGUGUUUAUGCGGAAGCACAGCUUGUAGCUUCUGUUGCUCUCAAUGUCCAUCAUGCAGGAACAGUACAAGUACUCGCAUCAUGUAUGCGUUGCUUUUGUUGUUGGGAACUAUUGCAGCCUGUAUUACUUUAGCUCCUGGUCUUCAGAAUGCUCUUAAAAAGGUUCCAUUCUGUGCAAAUAGUUCCAAUUAUGUUCCAUCAGAUUUUACCUUUGAUUGUGACUCUGCAGUUGGUUACUUAGCAGUCUACAGAAUAUGUUUCAUUCUCUCUUUGUACUUUUUCUUGAUGUCUGUAAUAAUGAUCAGAGUUAAAAGUUCACGAGAUCCGCGAGCAGCCAUACAAAAUGGAUUCUGGGCAAUCAAGUAUCUUUUGAUAAUUGGAGGAAUUGUUGGUGCUUUCUUUAUUCCGGAAGGGUCGUUUGGACCUACUUGGAUGUAUUUUGGGAUGUUAGGAGGUUUACUUUUUAUAAUUAUUCAAUUAAUUCUCAUUGUUGAUUUUGCUCAUUCUUGGGCUGAUGCAUGGGUAGGAAAUUAUGAAGAAACUGAAUCAAAAGGAUGGUAUUUUGCACUGCUGGCUACAACUCUCUUGAAUUAUAGUAUUUCUAUUGCUGGAGCGGUAUUACUUUAUAUAUAUUAUACACAUGCAAAUACAUGUGCUCUCAACAAAUUUUUCAUUUCAUUUAAUUUGAUUUUGUGCGUCAUCACUAGUAUUAUAUCAGUUUUACCAACUGUACAAGAACAUCAACCAAGAUCUGGGCUUCUUCAGUCUUCCGUAGUAACAUUAUAUGUGCUAUACUUAACAUGGAGUGGUAUAUCAAAUAGUCCAGAUCACGAGUGUAAUCCUGGCAUGCUUGGUAUACUUUCUCGUAAAGAUCAUGUCGCAUUUGAUAAAGAAAGUAUUAUUGGACUUAUAAUCUGGUUUAGUUGCGUUCUAUACAGCUCUUUGCGUACAGCAUCUAAAUCAUCGAAAAUUACAAUGUCUGAAAAUAUAUUGGUUCAGGACAAUGGAGCUGUCAAGAAUGCAGGAGAGCAGUCUCUUAUCAGCAAUGAAGAUUAUACUACAGUAGAAGGACGCAAUCCUGAUGCAGAGAAUGGAAGUGAUGCCAAAGUUUGGGAUAAUGAGGAAGACAAAGUGGCAUACAAUUGGAGUUUUUUCCAUCUCAUGUUUGCUCUCGCUACUUUAUAUGUUAUGAUGACUCUUACAAACUGGUAUAAGCCAAACUCUUCUUUGGAAACCUUAAACGCAAAUGCUGCUUCAAUGUGGGUAAAGAUCCUUUCUUCAUGGAUGUGUUUGGGUCUUUAUGUAUGGUCAUUAGUAGCACCUGCUGUUUUCCCGAAUAGGGAUUUCUCUUAAAUAAGUGGAUUUACUGUAAAAUAUCCAACAAUCUAUGUGAAACAGCUAAGACAACCCCAAUAGAAUUUUGUUGUAAUAUCAGUCUAUUGUCGAACAUACGUAACUACAACUAUAAAAGAAGUUAAUUGGAACCAGUAUCAUUCAAUAUGUAAGACAGUUGUCAUAUAUGUUAUUUGCAUUUCAUUCUAUGACAUAUAUAUAGAAAUUAUUUUUUGAAAUCAUUUCUCUUAUAUUUAACAUACAUGUAUUUGGUAUAAAAGUAUGAAUACACUCUCUCUUUAGAACAUUUAAAUAAUUCAAAUUAUUAUUUUCUGCAUUUAUCUAUUCUUAAAACAAUAAAAGAAAGAUUCAUAUAUAGAUAUACUUCACUUUUAUAGAUAUAGCUAUGUAAAAUAUACUUAAGUUGUAAUAGUCAUGGGCAAGUAUAAAGUAAUUGUAAUAUUAACUAAAAAUGCAUUUGAUUUAUUGGAAAAGACGUUACAGUAAUUACAUUAUUUACAUGUGACGAAUGUUAUGUACCGCAAGAUUAUGUUUUCCAGCGGCGCUCGAAACAUACAGAAUGUCCUCUAAUUCGCGAAUAAAAAUAUUAUAACAUGAAAGUUUAUUCUCAAAAAACAAAAUAAAACAGUUCUUUAUGAUUCUUCAAUCCAAGAAAUAGUUUUUAAAAUAUAUUAAAACUGGUCAAUAUUAGACUGUACAGUUAAACAGUCGUUUAUUCCUUAAAUUGUGCGUAUGACAGUAUUAGUGACUCACGGAUAAGCGACCGCUUAACCAUAGAGCUUGAUUGCCCAAUUUUAAACACUUAUAUUUCAAAUAUUGUUGCUUGGAUUGAAAAGUCAUAAAGAACUUUUUUAUUUCGUUUUUGAAGAACUUUCAUGUUAUAAUGUUUUGAUGUGCAAAUUACGGGACACCUUGUAUAUUAUGAAAAAUUUUAAUAUAUUUAAGUUCUACCAUGUAUUUAUGUACAUUUUAUUGUGAUAUAAUCAAAACAUAUGUCUUUUAUUCUUUAUGCCCUGUGCGAUAGCUGACAAUUAUAUUCAGAGAGAUUAUAUGUAAGUUGUAUUUCUUGAACGAUGUAAUACAUAAAAAUUAAGAACAAAAUAAAACAAUUAUGUGUGAAAAGUGUA
Messenger RNA from Linepithema humile (Argentine ant), 2822 nucleotides. RefSeq names its product serine incorporator TMS1 (gene TMS1). NCBI's taxonomy places the organism in Eukaryota, Metazoa, Arthropoda, Insecta, Hymenoptera, Formicidae. The record is from RefSeq and is a predicted model, not a curated record. Gene Ontology annotation, cellular component: membrane.